GGUGCGUGUGAACGCAUGUAUUGAAAUUGUCUUAUCAGAGCAUCUUCAACCAUUAUGUAACAUUAUAACAAAUAUAUAGUGUCAUCCCAAAAACCCAUCAUAUUCCGGCAAUUGAAGUUAAAAGUAUGACCAUUAUCACCAAAUCAAACGGGCGGCUGGGUUCCCUCCACUCCAUUUUCGACUGUAUCAACCAAAUACGAUUCACCGUUUCCAGCAAUCAAAUAUAUUUUCAUCGAUGAAGAACUCAAAAGCCGAAAGCUCACAUUCAGAAUACGUCGCCGAACGCCGAAAAUGAUGACCAGAAGCCCAACAAAUUUCACCAGCAUUUCCAAAACAGAAAAGACGGCCCUUAUCGAACCCACCAAGAAUUCAAUGACAAUGUCAGAAUCCGGUGGCAAUGGCUCUUCUUCAUCGGCUAGAACCUUAAAAAAUUCGAAGCCAAAGAUAGGUAGACCGUGUAACUCCUCCUCCGGCUGCCGUCCAGCUUGGAGCAUGAGUCCACUGAUGGAAGUGUUGCCGGAAUCUCCAUCACCCAUCUGCAGCAGUUGCUCCAGUCUUCUAAGCUCCGCAUCAUGCUCUCCUCAAUCACAGAGAUUCGUCUUCUCUCAACUACCCCCUGAGUUCUCCGCUUCAAGAAACCAGAGCCUUUGCACUCUACCGAAUCGUAGCAAGCAAUCUACUCCCCACAUUCAAGUAAAUGAUUGGAUGGAGCAUGCCCAACAACAACUUGGCCAUUUGCAGAACUAUCCUCAAGAUUGCGGCUUCAAAUGCUACCUGGGCUCGUCAUCAACUUGUGAGAAUGAAUUUGUUGGCCUGCCAAUACCUACAGAGAAAGAAGAGUGUGGUUCAGUUCGUGACUACAGCCAUCAAGGUUGCGCUCAGAGUAUGAAUGAACCUUCAGAAGCAGGAAGUGCAGAUGCUCAACAAUCUAAACUGAUGACUCGGCCCAAGCCUUACCAUGCAUUCCUGGAUGAAGUUAAGAAGAAAGAGCUUGAGGCUGAGAUAGAUUCGUGGAGAAAAGCUAAACAAAUGGAACUAAUGGACAAGUUAACAAGAAAAGAAGCUGCUAUAAAUGAAUGGGAAUUGAAGCAGGCCUCUAAGGUCAUGGAGGAGAUGAAGAAACUAGAGAUCAAACUAGAGAAGAGACGUGCCAAAAUGUCGGAGAAGACGCAGAAAAAAAUAAGCAAAGCCAAAGCAGAAGCAAAUAAGAAGAUAGCCAAAGCAAGACGAGCUACAAACGACAAGAUAUCAGAAGUUUCAAAAGUUUCUUCGAGGGCGCGAACCACAAGAAAUUUAACAUGGAUCAAACUGCUACGCUUCUUCUAAUCUCUGCGCAUUGUACCAAUGCGCCCCAUCAUAUCGAUUACGUUUCAUUUUUUAUUUUUAGGUCAACAAAUUGAAAACGUUUCUGACCAAUCAAAAGAAAGCGAACCUCUUUUACACAUAACACCAUUGCGUCUGAUAGCUAUCUUUAUUAAU
Ziziphus jujuba (common jujube) is the source of this 1479-nucleotide messenger RNA. RefSeq lists its product as uncharacterized. The record is from RefSeq and is a predicted model, not a curated record. Lineage: Eukaryota; Viridiplantae; Streptophyta; Magnoliopsida; Rosales; Rhamnaceae. The transcript is spliced from 7 exons. Bases 292 to 1326 code for a protein of 344 amino acids.